AUGGCUCUUUCUAGUGCUUCGGUCGUGGAGCGGAAUUCUUAUUCUCGAGCCUUAUCACCAGUUGUGGGAAUUUCUAUUCUUUUUGGCCCCGGGGAGAGGCUUCGUUCUACAGCUCAUUCCUGGUUAGGAGGUGUAAUUUUCUUCCUACUCCUCGUUGGAAUGACAUUUGUUGCAAUCAUCGGCGUGUUCGUUCGAGAGACAAUCGACACGUGGAUUCAAUUUUCCCUUUACAUCGUUCCUCUUAUCGCCUUGGUAUCCGGUUUUUACGUGUACACCUCAUCAGCAUUCAACAAGCUGCUAAAAAGGAGACUGUCCCGGAAGUCAUUAGUGGAGGGGUUUCUGGAGUCUGAUCAGGGAAUCCCAUGGCACGAGUCUCAAAGGGCUUCGUGGUUAAGAAAAGCUGCCAUUAAAAACUGUUUCUAUCCUUUCAGUUUGGAGAUUUAUCAAUGGACCGCCUACGUGAUUUUUCACACAGUUUUUAAAAGUGACAGCUUUGCAGGUUCAUUCAGUCACACCGAAGUAAUUGAAAUGGGAUCUCGAACAUGGCUCCUGCUUUACUGUUCUUUUUGGGCGAUGGCCAUGUACAUCACCGGAUUCGUAGCCUACUCUUUUAUCCUGAUCAGCCGACUCACCGUUCGAGAUGUCAUCAGUUUCAUGUGCAUGUUUGGGGAUAGUCCUUUUCUGCUGUACAGACCUUCCGAAGAGCGAAAUCCAGUCCUGGAAAGUCUGAACCCUGUGAAAAGAGUAUUUAAUGCUAUAGCUGGGUUUCUAUUCAUGGACUUGUGUCAGACUGGAAAAGAUAUUGUUCUGGUUUAUGAAAAAGAUGUCCCUUAUUUGAGUAGAUUGCACGGAAAUCGAGGUGGCAAUUCACCCCAUUCAGAUCAAAAUAGUGUUGAUGGAGAUAACUACUGGGAUUCUGGGGAAUCCAAUUUUAUUUCAGCAAUUGAUGUCUCUGGACCAACAGUAGGUAGGAUAGGUGUGCCUGGAAGACCUCAAGUAAAUCCUGCUGAUGCAUGCAAAUAUCUCUCCAAUAUUGUGGGAAGCAUAGAACGGCUUGCAAGUCUUUUCCAGCCAUUCAUUGUACUCCUGGCAUUUUUUUCGGUGGCUAAUCUUGUGACCCAUGUGGGAGCCAUUGUGAGCCUUGUGGAAGAUUUCAAGUCAUCUCAUUGGUGGACAUUUGUAAGGACAUGUAUAUGGCUUCUGUUGUCUUUGCGCCUGCUAUGGAGUGCGGCAGCGAUCACCAAAGCUUUGUCACACGUGUCACAGCAUCUAAACUAUUUAUGGUCAGUGGGACAGCUUCAAGGAAACUCGGAAGAGUGGCAAAGGUUUUUCAAGUUGGUGGAAACAUUCCAGUUAGGUACCAAGACAUAUGGCUUUCCUCUCACCUUGAAGCAAGCUGCGUCAAUUGCAACAUUUAUCAACUUUGCACUUAUCAUAGUGCUGUCAAUCAUGAGGCCAUCUGUGCACUUUCCAGCAGAGGGGCGGAUUUAG
This is a messenger RNA of Porites evermanni, 1491 nucleotides long. The record is from the annotation of a GenBank genome assembly. NCBI's taxonomy places the organism in Eukaryota, Metazoa, Cnidaria, Anthozoa, Scleractinia, Poritidae.